This is a messenger RNA of Fraxinus pennsylvanica, 1176 nucleotides long. Lineage: Eukaryota; Viridiplantae; Streptophyta; Magnoliopsida; Lamiales; Oleaceae. The record is from the annotation of a GenBank genome assembly.
AUGGAGACUGGUAUUGCUUCCUGUGCCCAUGGAACACUCGUGCCCACUGUUUCUUCUCAACAUUCCACCGCCAUGGCCUCACCUCGUUCAAUUGCUCCAUCAUUUUCCAGGAGCCUCAAAGCAAGCUCCCUAUUUGGAGAAUCCUUGCGUAUUGCACCAAAAUCUUCGUUUAGAGUUUCAAAGUCGAAGAACUCUUCUCUUGUGACCAAGUGCGAGAUUGGUGAUAGUUUGGAAGAAUUUCUUACAAAGGCGACCCCAGAUAAGGGAUUGAUUAGGCUGAUGAUGUGCAUGGGAGAAGCAUUGAGAACUAUUGCCUUCAAAGUAAGAACAGCUUCUUGUGGAGGAACAGCUUGUGUCAACUCUUUUGGAGAUGAGCAGCUUGCUGUUGAUAUGCUUGCCGAUAAGCUUCUAUUCGAGGCCUUGCAAUACUCUCACUUCUGCAAAUAUGCUUGCUCCGAAGAAGUGCCAGAGCUCCAGGACAUGGGAGGACCAGCCGAAGGUGGAUUUAGUGUUGCAUUUGAUCCACUUGAUGGUUCCAGCAUUGUUGACACAAACUUCACUGUGGGAACCAUCUUUGGAGUGUGGCCUGGAGACAAGCUUACAGGGAUUACAGGAAAAGAUCAAGUUGCAGCAGCCAUGGGUAUUUUUGGACCUCGUACUACAUAUGUUCUUGCGCUUAAGGACAUCCCUGGAACUCACGAAUUCCUCCUCCUUGAUGAAGGAAAAUGGCAACAUGUGAAAGAUACAACAACAAUUGGUGAAGGAAAAAUGUUUUCCCCUGGCAAUUUGAGGGCUACCUUUGACAAUCCGGAAUAUGCCAAGUUGAUUGAUUACUACAUUCGGGAGAAAUACACCUUGCGAUACACCGGAGGAAUGGUUCCCGAUGUUAACCAGAUUAUCGUGAAAGAGAAGGGAAUUUUCACAAAUGUAACAUCCCCAACAGCCAAAGCCAAGCUGAGAUUACUCUUUGAAGUGGCUCCAUUGGGAUUCUUGAUAGAAAAAGCCGGUGGAUAUAGCAGUGAUGGAAAACAAUCUGUACUUGACCGGGUCGUCACAAACCUUGAUGACAGGACUCAAGUAGCGUAUGGAUCCAAAAAUGAGAUUAUUCGGUUCGAAGAAACACUAUACGGAUCCUCCAGAUUUAAGGUUGCUGAACCAGUUGGAGCAACUGCUUGA